AUGGCGUAUUUCAUGGCAAACGCAACGAGAGAAAAUUGUCAAGACGAGUGCAGAUUGUCUCCGAAUCGUGACGCUGUAGAGGAAGAUUUGAAGAAAAUCGGGGUGGAAUGCACAAAGGUCGAUUUCGAUGACGCGAAUGUUCAAGAAGAUUUGGAUCAACUCAUCAAAAAAUACAAUAUGAAUUACCACGACGAAAUUCACAUUUGCCGAGAGACCAUGCCAAACUUUGAUGAGAAGUUGAAAAUCUUCUUUGAAGAGCAUCUCCACGACGACGCUGAGCUAAGAGUCAUUAAACACGGAGCCGGAUAUUUUGACGUGAGAGCCAAGGAUGAGCAAUGGAUUCGCAUUCCAGUCCGUCGUGGUGACUUUGUCUUCUUACCACCGGGAAUCUAUCAUAGAUUCACUACGGAUCGCUCUGAAGACGUCGUUGCUCUUCGCCUCUUCCGCAACAAUCCAAAAUGGACUGCUUUCAACAGAAGUGAAAACGGAGACAAACAACCAAUCCGAGAGCAAUACUUGAAAGAUGUUUCUGCAUAA
Caenorhabditis briggsae is the source of this 537-nucleotide messenger RNA. Gene Ontology annotation, molecular function: acireductone dioxygenase [iron(II)-requiring] activity. The transcript is spliced from 5 exons. The record is from RefSeq and is a predicted model, not a curated record. The coding region runs from base 1 to 537 and encodes 178 amino acids. Lineage: Eukaryota; Metazoa; Nematoda; Chromadorea; Rhabditida; Rhabditidae.